Elephantulus edwardii (Cape elephant shrew) is the source of this 1686-nucleotide messenger RNA. RefSeq lists its product as uncharacterized. The record is from RefSeq and is a predicted model, not a curated record. The transcript has 6 exons. The coding region runs from base 1 to 1686 and encodes 561 amino acids. NCBI's taxonomy places the organism in Eukaryota, Metazoa, Chordata, Mammalia, Macroscelidea, Macroscelididae.
AUGACUUCUCAGGGCAAGGAGGUGGACACACAUCCUCGGGGCAAAUGCAGGCGCAAGGCAUGCUGGGGGCACUCUGGUUUGCUCAGCUUGGCCUUUGGGGUUGCAGUGGCCCAUGCAGCAUCUGCUGGCAUCGGUCCAGGACUGGCUGUCACACCUCCCUUUGCAGGAUCCCGGGACACCUAUCGGCCACUGCACCCACCUCACGACACACCAGACCACCAGCCUUGCGGUGGCGCCUUCGUCUCACACGCUGCCUCGCUGCGGCUUCUUUUUAAAAACUACUUUUGCGCGCACAUUAACACUUGUCCACCGAGGAUCCGAACACCCUCCCAAGGCGCCUCGAUCCCUUGGGCUUGUGACACCUAUCUCAGCGGGCACGCACCGCUGGGAGGGCGGGACCCACUGCGCCGGGACCCCCGCACACGACCCGCAUCCUCGGGGUGCGCGACGGCCCAUUUGGACACGUCCUCGGCCAGCCGAUUUUUUGCGCUUCCCCUUCGCUUUAUAGGGGCGACCGAUGUGGGUCCGUCCUCUGAAGAGGCUGGGGCGUCAUCGGUGGUCAGGAGCGCAGCUCCUCGCAGGGGACACUCAGUCGCGUCGGCGCCGAGGAGCCGGCAGCUUCAGGUGGCUCGCCUGCUCUCGCUCGCCGGUCGGGCUGCGGUGGCGGCGGCGGCGGCGGCGGCGGCAGCGGCGGCCGCCAGCGGCCGUCCACGGGGCUGUGUGGGGACCACCACCGAGUCCCCGACACGGGGCGCGCCGGGGCCGGGCGCAGCGAGCCCGGGGGCACUCAGGGCACCCGGGCCAGGCGUGAGCCUUGUCCCGCGAGGGGCCAGAACCACCAUGCUGAAGUUAGCCAUGAAGAUGAGAGCCCGCGCGGCGGAGAGCCACCGGAAGACCGCGGCCGCUGCCGCCGAGGUGGCGGCCGAAGCUGCGCUGGCAGCGGCCGCCUUGGCCGAGCCCUGCGAGCCCUUGGCGCCAACGAAGCCCGCGGGCGCCGAGAAACCCGCGAAGAGUACGGCGCGCGAUGCGCCCCCGGCCUCUAUGCUGACCGAGAAAGAGCGGAAGAAGCUAGAGAAGAAGCUAUUGGAACAACGCCGCAAGGAGGAGAAGAAGCGCGAGAAGGAGAGGAAGAAGUUGGAGAAGAUGCAGAAGAAGCAGAAGAAGGGACCCGCAGCCCAGGAGGUGGCCAGAGGCGUGGGCCGCGAGGAGGGCGCCGCCGGCGAGGCCGCCGCCGCGGGCGCCGCGCGGGGCGGCGCAGGGGGCGGCGAGGCCGCCGCUACCGGGGCCACGAGUAGGGCCUGGGCCUCGUGGGAAGUGGAAGACGACGACGACGAGGACGACGUCUACUACGGGAUGCCACACAUGGGGGGCCUCGUGUGGCGGCCCGGGCCGCACAAGUCCAGCGCGCUUAGCGUCCACCUGCCCCUGGCCAUCUUCCUGGUGUUCUCCGUGCGCAGCCCCUCGUGGGUGCUCAACUUCCUGCUGCAGCGGCGCUCCGAGCAGGGCCGCGGCUGCGGCUUCAUCUUCGGAGCGACCUGCUGCUUCCGAGUGUUCCUCGGCUGCGCCUUCUUUGAUAUGCAGGGUUUUGAAAAGCAGAGAAGAGAAUUAAUUGUGGCAGCUGCCCCCCCCAGCUGCGCCCUCCCGCAGUCGACCAGUAAAAACGCGCACACACGCAUUCUGCGUUAG